AUGUACACUGAUCAUCAGGGCACGGAUGAUCAGUGUGGCCCAAGAUGUGCCACCUAUCAGUGCCACGUACUAGUGCCACAUCAAUUCCACAUAUCAGUGCAUACCAGUGCACAUCAAUGCCGCAUAUCAGUGCCCAUCUGAGCUGCCUUUCAAUGUCACCCAUCAGUGCCACCUAUCAGUGCCGCCAAUCAGCGCCAUCAGUGCUGCCUAUCAGUCCCAUAUAUCAGUGUCAUGUAUCAGUGCUGCCUUUCAGUGCCCAUCAGUGAUGCCUGUCAACGCCCAUCAGUGCAAACUACCAAUGCCUCCUAAUCAGUGCUACCUGUCAGUGUCCAUCAGUGCAGCCUAUCCGUGCCCAUCAGUGCAGCCUCAUUAGCGCAUAUCAGUGA
This is a messenger RNA of Staurois parvus, 386 nucleotides long. The record is from the annotation of a GenBank genome assembly. NCBI's taxonomy places the organism in Eukaryota, Metazoa, Chordata, Amphibia, Anura, Ranidae.